Molecule: messenger RNA, 1754 nt
Organism: Phlebotomus argentipes
Lineage: Eukaryota; Metazoa; Arthropoda; Insecta; Diptera; Psychodidae
Exons: 2
Coding region: 72-1691 (539 amino acids)
Source: RefSeq, a predicted model, not a curated record
AUGUAAAUUCCACCGCUUAAAUGCACGCGAUCGCGCGAAGGGAAAAUUGAUCGAAGCGAAAGAGUGAUAAAAUGAGGAGAAAAUUGAAAAAAAAAGCACACUUCGCGGACGGGAGCAACUUCUUCCGCAACAAAUCCACGUCAGAACCGGACUUGUCGGACUCGUCACCGCCCCAGACUUCGAGGUGGCACAAGAAGCUGCCGCAUGAGUACAUAACAGUGGAUGAAUUGGGCUUCCAUCGCCGACGGAGGCCACCUGAGAUCUACACGCGCAGCAACAUCUGCCUGUACAACGCCUCUGAGCCCAGUCUGCCCUUCUCGGCGCUCAAGACGGAGUACAAGAGGCGCUUCCACGAUCCCCCAAAUCCCGUCCCACCAAGAUCACCGCUCGAGAGGCGUCCAACGUCACUCAAAGUGGCUGAGACGUCAAUGGAGACGGAGUCUGAGCACAGGAGGAAGUUUAGACUGUUUCUGGAAGAGGAGCUGAGCAACUGCCGGCCGAGUGCCUACAAAUACCCAGAGAAUCUCAAGUUAACCGGGGAAGUUGACUAUCAUCCCGAGUACGCUUCAUCGUACGUGCCGUAUUCCAUGCUGGAAGUGAGGAGGAUCGAGGACAGACCACUUCAGGAGAUCACAAAUCGCCACAACUUCCCAAUGUCGAAUGUACCAACUGAUAACGCGUACAGUCCUGAGUACAGGAGCAAAUUUGUGGAGUUCCCAGUCAUCGAGAAGAGCCACUCAAUCCCGCAGAUGACGAACAUUCGGCUCCAGGGGGAUUUCCAGGGAGUUCCUGAGUAUGCUGAGAAGUUCAAGAGUUACGAAAGUGUGAAUAGAAGCACGCCAAUUAGGAAGCCAGACAAUUUGCUUCUGGGAGGAGAAAUUGACGUGCGUCCUGAGUAUCGAGAGCAAUUUCGGGAGCCUGAGAGAUCCGCUUUGGAACGAUGUCAGUUGCUGAGGAAGGAUGAUCACUUGAAGAUGAGCGGAGAGUUCUCAAAGAGACCGCCUGAGUACUUUGAGAGCUUCAAGGAUCACAACAUCACAGCUCCACCGCUGAGAGCCAAAGCUAGAGAACCCUUCCUCAAUCUCAAAGGAGACACAGAGUUCAAUCCAGAGUACAAGUGCAGAUUCCUGGAUUUCCCUCGCUCUCGUCCUGUCACGAGAAAACCCGAUUCUCACUUCCGUCUCUCCGCCAUGCCAGAUGGAAGCUACAUUAGACGAUUCACCAAGAAUCCAGCUCCCAAUAUUCACACUCCUCCUGAGAUUAUGCCGUUCGAAGCUCUUCCAGAAUACCGCAAGGCGAAGAGUGAUUACAUUAUAAAGGAGAGAACUCCCUCACGAGAUCGCAUUCCGUCCGCUGUGUCUCCUCGGAAGGAUUUGAAUGAUAAUCUAGAGCGUCGCAGAAGAUCAUCCACAAAAGAAGUUCCUUCGUCAGCGACUUUCCGGGUAAUGGUGGAGAAUGUUGACGAUCCGCCAUCGGGAAGAUAUAGAUCUCCUAAAUUUGGCAGACGAGCUGCAGGGGGUGGUCAGGAAACUGAUGAGAAUGCCACUAGAAUCCGGGAAAGAGUGAGUGUGGUUGAAGGGAAUGCAAAGUACUCAGCAAAAGACGCCAAUGGGAAUGCCUUUGUGGUGCUGAAGCAAUCUCCUAAGCAAAGUGAGUGGAUGAAGCCUAAAUGGUAUGAGGGUGCAGCUUGAAAUGGUGAGGAUCUUCCCGGAAAUUUGUAGAAAUAUUUAGAAAAAUAAACAGAGAGAAUUAAC